GCGUUACUUUGCAUUGGUGAGGUUAGUCGUUAUUUGAAAAAUUGUCUGGCAUAUAUCGUGAUGUCGUCCAAUGUUGGUCUUAUCAGUCGUCAAUGCAAACGUACGUGCGAUCGUUACCAGUUUUUCGACCAAAAAAUAGCCGUCGAAAAGUUAACUGGUCUGGUUUUAGUUGGCGAGACGUUCAACAGCCAUUGUUCUGAAAAUACAGAUGCGAAAACAGCAGAUCCUCCAACGAAAAAUUACAUUUCGUCCCUUCAGAAGUUUCAUUGUAAUAUAUGUCAAUUGAAAAUGGAUAAUGCAGUAGAUAUGGUAUCUUUCACAAAAAAUCUUCUAUGCUAAUGAUUGUUUUUUCACUCCAGCGAGAACACUUCAAAAGCGAAUGGCAUAUCUGCAAUAUAAAUCGAUCCUUACGUGGUUAUUGUCCACUAACAUUUGAUCUGUUCGAAACUUUAAGACAAGAGAAAAUAGAAAAUGUUUCGAAAAUAAAUACCGUCGAUCAAGUUGGAAUAAGUCCAAUUAAUUCACUGUCAGCAACUGUAGAACCAAAUAUUGACAACAAUGACUGCGAUCAUGGUACAUCAUCUAAUACGGUUACUAAUUCGUCACUUACUGCAUCGUCACAUAAGCAGAUGUUAUUUUUCCGAAAUUAUAAUUCAGAAAUAGUUGGAAUAAAUCGUUGUGUUCUAUUUACUAGGAAGACUAUGCCUUUAACAAUGGAUGAGUUGCUGGCAUCUGUUUCGCGUGUUCGACAAAGUCGGAAAUGGGCUAUUCUUCUUUAUUCUGGAGGUAAAUUCGCUGGUGGUAUUUUUGAUGGAACAAACGAGCUUGUUCAUAAAACUUUGCGCAAUUAUACAGUACGCGCUAAACAAGGUGGUGGCCAAUCAUCUUAUGAUUCACAAUGUGGUGGUCUUGGCGGAGUGAAAUCAGCUGGUGCUAAUCUUCGACGUCAUGGUGAAGCAACUAUUCGUAAUGAAAUAAGUGAUCUUUUACAUAAUAAAUGGCGUGUUCUGUUACAAUCUUGCCAGCUGAUAUUUUUGUGGUCUCCUAAAGUACAUCGAAGUAUAUUUUUUAAUCCACCUGUAUCAUCCUCAUCUGCGCCAUCUAAUUAUAAAUUUACCGGUGAUAAUUUGAAUGAAUCAACUAACUAUUCUUCGGAUAAUUCUAGUUAUCGGAUUUCCUCACCUCUUGUCCCAGAUUCAUUAGCUUCAAAAGCUUGUGAUUGUCGACUUGGAAUGACAAUGGAUGAUCCAAGAUUACGCAGAAUACCUUGUCGUAGUAAACAUAUCACAUAUUUACAUGUAAAAGAGUUACACAAAGAAUUGUCAACUUUUGAUGUUUAUGAUCCUGAUGCUAAUCUGGAGUUUCUCAGUAAAUCAGGUCGAAAUCAAUGGCGCAAAUUAUCUGAAAGUGGUGAUGAAACUUUGUUAGAAACUAAAAGUGGUCGAUUAAUUUACGGUCCACUUAGCCUACUAGAAACUAGUCCUAAAAAGAACUUAUUGUCAUCAAGUUCAGAUAAUUCUAAUUUGUCAGAUUUUGUCAGUUCACAAGACGAUACUGAUGAUGAUAGCAAUGAUGAUCGAAUGGAGCAGAUUGUGAACUCGGAAAAUAAUAUUAGGAAAACCACAGAAACUGUCAGGAAGACGAAACCAAACAGUCAAUCUUCAUUGCUUUCGACUUCCAACGAUUCCGAAAGUAAUGAUGUCAAAGCAAUGACUGAUAAUUUCGAAGAUUUAUAUUUCACCUAUCAAAGUUGGCAUAGACGUUUACGUGUAGCGAUUGCUUCUGGAGACUUGGUUAUUUUACGCUCUUUAUUACCAAUGGAUAUUUCCAAUAUAACUCAAAGCGAUGAUUUAAAUAAAUUGGAGGGGACAGUUCAUAAUUCAACUGCUUUGAAUACUACUCCCACUACUGCUAUUACUACGACUAAUAUUCUGACCGCUACUAAUACAUCCCCUAAUGAGUGUACUUCACCUGGAUCAUCAACUAUACCACCAUAUCAUGUUUGUUUAAAAUUAAUUAAUCAACCAUUAACUGAUGGACGAAGACUUUUACAUGUAGCUGUAGAAUUUCAAAGUGAUCCUGAACUAAUUCGUUUAUUACUUGAAUGUGGAUGUGAUCCAGCAACUAGUGAUGGGGAUGGUAUCACACCUUAUCAAUUAGCUACACGAUUGCAUAAAAAGUCAAUGGCUAAUGUAUUUCGACGUUUUCGAUUUCAUCAUCCCAAUCGUUAUGAUUAUGAAAAAGCUAAAAUACCUGCUCCAUUGGAUCCAUCAAAAGAGGCUGCCAAACUUGAACGUGAUCGUGAACGCACGAAACGACAAAAACAACGACAAAAAGAAAAACGUGCUGCAGAACGUGCAGCUAUUGAACAACAAAAGAAAGAUGCUGAAGAACAAGCACGUUUUUUAGCCUUAUCCGAUCGCGAAAAACGUGCUAUCGUGACAGAACGUCGUUUGAUUUCUUCUGGUUCUGCGACCGGUGAACCAUUCAUGGUAUUCAGUCGUUGUUUUCAAUGUGGUUGUGAUAUAAGUGGCAAAGUUCCAUUCAGUUAUAUGGAUUAUAAUUUUUGUACAUCGAAUUGUUUAAAACAACAUCGUUUAAAAUCAAUAAAUAAUAACAGGUAAUACAAUUUGUAAAAAUAAUCACCAACAAAAUGUAUCAUUUUUGAUUAGAACAAAAAAAUUUUGUUUUCUUAAAAUUUAAUUUCUUAAAUACAUUGAAAUGUAAUUGGAGAACAAUUUUGUAAUGAUUUUUGAAAUUAUAAUUACUCAUUAUUAUUAUUAUUAUUAUUA
This is a messenger RNA of Schistosoma spindalis, 2792 nucleotides long. The record is from the annotation of a GenBank genome assembly. NCBI's taxonomy places the organism in Eukaryota, Metazoa, Platyhelminthes, Trematoda, Strigeidida, Schistosomatidae.